Molecule: messenger RNA, 2271 nt
Organism: Scleropages formosus (Asian bonytongue)
Lineage: Eukaryota; Metazoa; Chordata; Actinopteri; Osteoglossiformes; Osteoglossidae
Product: protein MRVI1-like
Exons: 19
Source: RefSeq, a predicted model, not a curated record
AGGAGGAAACAGCCUGUUGGGUGCAUGAGAUCCAGGUGGCACAAGAAUAGACAUAACACUGCCCUGCUGUCAGAGACCUUGAUCCCCGACCCCUCCGCUGCUAUGCCCACCCAGCCCAGGGACGAGGGCGACCCUCCAAGGGAGCACGACAGCUCUCCGAUCACCUGCAGCCCUAUAGAAAGCAAAGUGGUGACUAUAAACCUGUCAAUGCCCGCCGCCGCCACCGUGCCGAGACAGGCUGCUGUGUGCACAGAACAGCCCAGACCACACAGCCUCAGGCCGCGGGUGACUCGGAAGUCCCUCCCUGGGGGAAAUGCCAUCACUGCAGUGGACAGUGAAGGCCAUGUCAUAGACUUGGUGAAGGACCAGCUGCCUGAACUGCAGCUCACUGAGGAGGACAAGAGGAAGAACAUGGAACUUCUGGAGGAGGCCAAGAAAGCCAGCGAACGUUUCCUCACACGUAGAGGGAGGAGGUCCGCCUGCAGCCCCUCAGAGCUGUCCACAGGUGCCGUGUCAGUCACAGGUGUCGGUGCUUCCUCCACCUUCGCUCCCCACUCUUCUUCUGCUGCAUCCAGAAGCAGCUCUCAGGCUUCACACCCUCAAGCUGCUCUCUCAGCACUUUCAGCGGUGGACAUGCCGGAGGCGAACUGCGUCAGUCUUCCUGGCCAUCAGGGCUCCAGGGCAUCGGUGGACCAGAAGCUCAAGGAGAAACCAGGGAAGCCCGCAAUUCCAGCUUCCAUUUCUGAGGGCAGCAUGGAGUCAGGGUUGGGUCGUGACCUACAGGCUGGUGCGCAGCCGGAGAGGAAGGAUCUGCCAACAGGGGCAGGUAGAAAGGACCCCGAGGAGAAGGGCCCUGACAGCAGGACUCCCCCAGACAGCCAGUCGCCCAGUACGAGGCCGUCGUCCCGCGGCUCCGCCCAGCGUGCUCCCUGCACGGCCGUGAUCAAAACCAUCGACGCUUUCCCCCCACUUAUGCGUGCCACCUCCUGGGACCAGACAGGCUCCUCCCCCGAGGAUGAGGAGGCUCUGCCCUUCAUCAGUGAGACAGCGGGAUGCCAGGACUUCCCUCCCUUGAGCACAAAGAUGCAGAAGCUGGCAAAGCUACGGGAGGAGCACAAGCUGCAGCGGAACCAGAGCGUUGUGGGAUCAAAGCUGCCCAAUCUGAGCGAAGCGGCCGAACAGGACGCAGACCUUUGUCCCUUUGUAGAGGAAGACACCCAUGAGAAGUUGGACGCCCUGCCCAACAUCUCCGACAUCAUGCUGCGCAAGCUGAAGCUGCACCGGGCUCAGAUGGGCAGUGCCCCUCCACUCACAGAGAAGGAGGUUGAGAACGCGUUUAUACAGCUCUCCCUGGCAUUCCGCAACGACAGCUACACGCUGGAGACACGGCUGCGACAGGCCGAGCGCGAGAGGGACCUAGCUGAGGAGAACACCGAAGUGGAGUUGCUCGGGUUCCGCAGCACACUGCAGGGCACCGCAGCUCUGUGGCAGAACCAGGAGCACCGCGAGUCCUACCAGCACCUCCUGGAGACUGUGGCAGUGCUGCACCGGCUGGCAACGCGCCUGUCCAGCCGCGCCGAGAUGGUGGGAGCCGUGCGGCAGGAGAGACGCAUGAACAAGGCAACUGAGGUGAUGAUGCAGUACGUAGAGAACUUGAAGAGGACCUACGAGAAAGACCACGCAGAGCUCAUGGAGUUCAAAAAGCUGGCGAAUCAGAACUCGAGUCGAGGCUUCGCCGCCUCCCUAGAGACGGAGGAUGGUGUUCCUCGCUCAUCACGGUCCAUGUCCCUGACCAUGGGAAAGACCCUGCCCCGGCGGAGAGUCAGCGUCGCUGUUGUACCCAAAUUCAACCUGGUCAGCAUUCCGGGGCAGGCAGCGGUCACCACCAGACCCGUGCUUCCUGUUCUGGUCCACCCUGCCCUCCACCCCACUAAUGUCAACUCCACUGCGUGUGAGGCCGGCGGUGUGAAGACACACCCUCCUGUGAUGGAGCAGCCAACACAGGUCAACCCCCCCUGUGGAAAGACCGUGCCUGAACCGGAAGGGAGGGCAGCGGUCACGGCCGAUCUGAACCGUCCCGUCCCACCGGCCGAGCUUUGCCCGGAUACCAAGGCCAAGAUCGAAGAGGAGGCCUACAAGAAGGGGUACCAGGAAGGACUGAGACGCAGCAAAGAGCUACAGGAGUUGAAAGAGCUUAAGGAGGAGGAGGAGGAAGACGAGGAGGAGGAAAAGGAGCAGCAGGAGGAGGAGGAGGAGGAAGAGAAGGCUGAG